AUGGAAAACAGAAGGAAGGUACAACUCAAUAUUGUAGAAGUUGGAACUGUUUUAUCUGAAGAGAAGGCUAGUUUUUUAUUGUCAGCUCAUACAAAUGAUGCAGUCAAAAAAGCUAUCUUAGGCAUUCCGAGUGUUAAGGCCCCUGGACCGGAUGGAUAUCCAAGUUGCUUUUUUCAAGAUAACUGGGAGCUGGUUGGAAAUGAUGUUUGUUCAGCUGUUCUAGAUUUUCUUCACACUGGGAAUCUUCUAAAGGAGCUGAAUACAACAAGCUUGAUCUUGAUUUCGAAAAUCAAAUGCCCAACUGACAUAGGUGACUUUCGUCCUAUUGCUUGUUGUAAUGUUGUUUACAAAGUGGCCACUAAGCUGAUUUGUUCCCAGUUGAGGAGUAUUUUACCUUAUCUGAUAGCUGAAAAUCAUGGUGGUUUCAUAAAAGGGAGGUACAUUGGCCAUAAUAUAAUGGUAUGCCAAGAUUUGGUAAGACAUUAUGGUAGGAAGAGUUCAAAGCCUAGUUGUAUGAUAAAAUUAGAUCUGAGGAAAGCUUAUGAUACGGUAGAAUGGGAUUUCCUUGAGGAGAUGUUGAGAGCAUUUAGAUUUUCGGAAAAGUUUAUUCAACAUAUCAUGAUUUGUUUACGCAAUCCUAGGUACUCUAUUAUGCUGAAUGGUGCAAUACAUGAAUAUUUUACAGCUAAGAGGGGCCUUAGGCAAGGAGAUCCCAUGUCCCCCCUGUUAUUUGUUUUGGGCAUGGAAUAUCUUACAGGUAUUAUGAGGAAAAUAGGCCAGAAACCAGAUUUUCGUUAUCAUGACAGAUGUGCAACAUUUGAAUUAAACCACCUUUGUUUUGCUGAUGAUGUACUGUUAUUUUGUCAUGGAGAUUUCAAAUCAAUUUAUCUGUUACUGCAAGGCCUCAAGUUGUUUUCUCAAUCAUCAGGAUUGCAUCCAAAUGAAGCAAAAUCGGCCAUAUACUGUAAUGGCAUGGAUUCCAGGGAAGUUCAAAGGGUUUUGGCUGUUUCAGGAUUUGCUCAUAGUAAGCUGCCUUUCAGGUAUCUUGGUAUUCCUAUAAACUCUAAGAAACUCUUAGCUGCUGAGUGUGAGCUUUUAUUGGAUAAAAUGAUUAUGAUAUUGCCUAAGAGAAUACUUCAAAAGGUAACCUCCAUAUGUAGGGCAUUCUUAUGGAAAUGUGCGUUUGAGUAUAUGGGUCCAGGUUAUGUGGCUUGGGAUUCACUUUGUAAACCAAAAAAAGAGGGAUGUUUGGGUUUUCAAAAUGUGAUAGAAUGGAAUCAAGCAGCUAUAGGGAAAUAUGUAUGGGCUGUUGCAGCAAAACAGGAUAACCUCUGGAUUAAAUGGGUUCAUCAUGUGUAUUUGGGAGGAGUUGAUUGGUGGAGUUAUGAAGCCCCACCAUCGAGUAGUUGGUACUGGAAGAAAAUAGUGGCAGUGAAAAACAAGUAUAAACAAUGCUUUGAUUUACAAAUGUUCUCCACUGGGACAUAUAAGAUCAUGAAAGGCUAUCAGAAGCUUUGUCCUGUGUUUGAAUCAAUGAAUUGGCAUUGCAGGGUGUUAAAUGACUUAAAGGCAUGGCUACACUGGAAGGCUAAAUCUGUCUCUUUGCAAAAUUUAAUCAGUAACAUUAGGCACAGCAGACAUAAUCGAUUUAAGAAAGGAGUUUUUACUGCUACAGUUGCUGCUAUGACGAACCCAUACCUUAUUGAGUCAUGGAAGGAAUAUCAUUGGAAGAAAGCAACAAAUGAUUUCGUGAACGAUGAUGCUCGCCAAGAUUAUAUGCUGCCUGUGCUUGAUAGUGACAAUAUUUAUGGAGCUUCGUCUUCUCAACCUCUAGCUCCAACCCAUCCUUCCAUGGACGGGGCAGCGCCGUCUCAACAUAUGGUACCUCCAUAUAUGUACGGAGCAACACCUUAUCCGUGGCCGAUUCCACCGUCUUCCCAGCAGUCGUAUCCCUACAUGUAUGGAUCUGGAUCGUUCACAUUACCUCCCCAAUAUCCUUGGCCGAUGCCGCCACCGCAGCAACCACAACUGCAGCCACCGCAACGACCACAACUGCAACAAGAAGACAAUAGGGAGGACGACGAGGCAUCUGAUUGA
Messenger RNA from Humulus lupulus (European hop), 2097 nucleotides. RefSeq lists its product as uncharacterized. NCBI's taxonomy places the organism in Eukaryota, Viridiplantae, Streptophyta, Magnoliopsida, Rosales, Cannabaceae. The transcript is spliced from 5 exons. The record is from RefSeq and is a predicted model, not a curated record. The coding region runs from base 1 to 2097 and encodes 698 amino acids.